AUGCCUGAUUUCCCUACAUUGACCACCCAGCAACGGCUGUUCAAAGUCUUGUUUCAAUACCUCGAUCCUCUUGUAGCCGCAGGCGAAAUUGAUGAUCCACAACACAAAGACGUCUGGGCAUUCUAUCUACAACUCGAACGAACGCUGUAUCCAUGGCUGCAACCCUAUUAUCAAAACGCAUUCCACUUGACCAACAGCACCGACGGCCGCGGCAUUGUCAUUUGUAUCGGCAAUCAUCAAUUCCAAUAUGCUGCCACAACGAUCCGUGCGAUCCGUGAAGUGCUGAAAUCCAAUUUACCCAUUGAAGUCUUUUACAUUCGCGAGAACGACCUGACGCCAGCCCGACGACAAUAUCUGGAAACCGAGUUUGAUAACUUGGUGACAAGACAAGUCGUUUCUCGGAUCAAUGAUUGGCACACACGGUUUGGAGGCUGGGCACUGAAACCGUAUGCUGUCUUGACAAGCUCGUUCUCUGAAGUCAUUCUGAUGGAUGCCGACUCGUACUUUUUCAAAAAGCCGGACAUGUUGUUUGACGAUGCAGGCUAUCGCAAGACCGGCACCUUGUUUUUCUAUGAUCGCACAUUGUUCUCUGGAUGGGAGACUGGACGCAAUUGGCUGACCUCGUUCUUGCCCACAAUGAGUUCGAUAGUCGAAACGACUCGGUGGUGGAAUUUCAAAAGCGCGCAUGAACAAGAGUCCGGCGUGGUUGUGAUUAACAAAAAGCGGUCUUUGUUGGGUCUCUUGGCUACGUGCAAAAUGAAUGACAAACGCGAGCGCGAUCAGGUUACUUACAAACAUGUUCAUGGUGAUAAGGAGACAUUCUGGGUUGGAUAUGAAAUGGUGCAGACGCCAUAUUCCUUUAUUAAAUCCUAUGGCGGUGUGAUUGGCGGCUUGGGCGAUGCGGGUGAUGCUGAAACUGUUUGUGGUAACCAGCUCCAUUUCGGUGUGGAUCGACGACCGCUGUGGUGGAAUGGUGGUCUUCUUCGUGACAAGAACCGAUGGCCGGACCGUUAUUUAAAGUUUACACACUAUGCUGAAGGCAAUGACUGGGAAUUCGAGACAUCGUGUAUCAAGGAAAAGGACAGGAUCCAUGAAUUCACUGCUGAGGAACAAAAGAUCGCAGCCAAGUUUGUUGAAUUGGACCAGCAGCGAAAGAAGGACGAGGAAAAGAUCCAGCAGGGUAUUUGGAAGCCGGCAGUGCAUUUGGUGGACGAUCCAUUGGCAGCAGAGGGCGAAGAGAAAGCUUAA
Zychaea mexicana is the source of this 1248-nucleotide messenger RNA. Its product is annotated as mannosyltransferase putative-domain-containing protein. The record is from RefSeq and is a predicted model, not a curated record. The transcript is spliced from 2 exons. The coding region runs from base 1 to 1248 and encodes 415 amino acids. NCBI's taxonomy places the organism in Eukaryota, Fungi, Mucoromycota, Mucoromycetes, Mucorales, Lichtheimiaceae. Gene Ontology annotation, biological process: protein O-linked glycosylation. Gene Ontology annotation, cellular component: Golgi apparatus. Gene Ontology annotation, molecular function: alpha-1,3-mannosyltransferase activity.